This is a messenger RNA of Coturnix japonica (Japanese quail), 1270 nucleotides long. The record is from RefSeq and is a predicted model, not a curated record. Lineage: Eukaryota; Metazoa; Chordata; Aves; Galliformes; Phasianidae.
AGCACACGAGCUGUCGCUCCCCCAGCCAUGCCUGUGGACCUGGCCAUGCGGCUCUGCCUGAGCCACUCACCCCCUAUUCGAAAGCUGCUGAAUUCCUACGAGGAGCUCCGGGGCAGCCGAGGACGCAAACCACUCCGCUCCUGUUUGAACCUGAAGAAGAGCGCAGAUCAUGAGCCUGAGUGGAGAGAGAGCACCAAGAGCUCCAAAAGUCAGAAGAAGAAGAGGGUGGUGUUUGCUGACAUGAAGGGGCUCUCGCUGACAGCCGUCAGGUUCUUCUCCAAGAUUGAGGAGGAUCUCUGUGAUUUGCAGCACGCCCUGUCAGACCUCACCUGCUUCCGGCCCAGGCUCAGGGACUCUCACUCAGAAGCGGGCAGGUAUGUGCUGGACUUCCCACAACCCUCUGCAGACUAUGCAACCUUCCGCAGCCGCCUGCUCAGCAACCUGGUCUGCCUGGAGAGCUGCGUGAUUCAGGACCGUGCCCUGUCUGGGACAGUGAAGGUCAGAAACAUUGAGUACGAGAAGAGAGUCCUCGUCCGCAUCAGCUUUGAUGGCUGGAAGAGCUUCCGAGACAUGCCCUGCCAGUACAUGCACAGCACGUACGGCUCUGCAGACGUGGACACCUUCUCCUUUGAGCUCUCCCUUCCCAAACCCUCCAGCUCCUGCAGGGUCACAGAGUUCUGCAUCUCCUUCCGCUGUGGGCACAAAACCCACUGGGACAACAACCACGGGAACAACUACAGGCUCUACCACGUGGCUGCCGUCCGCCCACCCUCCCACGCUGUGAACAGCACCAAGGGGACUCGGGAGCAGCUGGGCACGUCGCGGGCUGCUGCCCUCAUCCUGUCUCACCUGCAGAGCUGGCGGCACUCAGAGCCCCACGCCCCGUACUGGUAACUGGUAGGGAGGUGCUCUGGGGGCUGUAGGUCCCUUAUGUCCCUACUUGUUACAGGGUCCUUGUGUGUGGAUGGGGGCAGUGGCAGCUCAGGUGCAGUUCCCAGCUCCAUAACCCCUCCUUGAGUCCAGCCGGGCUGUGCUACAAACAGCUGCUGGGCUUCAAAGCUGGACCUGCUCCAUCAUCGAUGUGGGUGAAGCUGCUGGUGCUGAUGUGACAGCGGGACAAGGCUGCAAACAGGCGGCUUCAGUGUGACCAGCGGGCAGUGCCUUGUUCUGCAGCCGGACGUGGCGGCUCGGGACGUGGCGGGUGGGUGCUGCCGCUCGGUGCCGCGUUGUGUCCGCGCUGUUGUGGUGGCAAUAAAGUGAGCGCACGGUG